Messenger RNA from Mercenaria mercenaria, 4248 nucleotides. Its product is annotated as inverted formin-2-like. Bases 416 to 3829 code for a protein of 1137 amino acids. The record is from RefSeq and is a predicted model, not a curated record. The transcript has 14 exons. Gene Ontology annotation, biological process: actin cytoskeleton organization. NCBI's taxonomy places the organism in Eukaryota, Metazoa, Mollusca, Bivalvia, Venerida, Veneridae. Gene Ontology annotation, molecular function: small GTPase binding; actin binding.
ACUAAGAUAUACUCUUUGUGAUAAAAUCACUGAGCGGACUAUCAAGGCUAAUCGGGGCUGCAAAUUGACUGGUUUUUAUCGAUACACAGGACGAAAGUUAUAUAGUUUCAACGAAAAAUAAACAGAACGCUUAGUCAAGAAUCGAACAUAUCACCUACAUGGAUUUUAAUAAUUUACAGAAUUACUUUUUUGUUUUUGAUCAGUUUCAUUCAGUAUUAAAUCACAGGUUUGGUUGAAAAAUGCAAUGUGAUGUAGUAUAACAUGUUUGUUUAUUACGAUUAUCAAUCAAAUGUCGUCGGACACCGGCCGUGUUUAUGUGUUUACAUAUACUACUAUUAACAUUUUUGUUUCAAAAAUAUCAUGGUGUUAAAUCUGGAAUAUAUUUAAAGUUUACAAAUUGUGAAGCCGAGCAACAAUGCUGAAAAUCAAACAGACGUGGAACCGUAUCCGGCAUCGUCCUCAUGAUGCACACUCCACUUCCCGAUCCCGACUCGGGAGGUUUCCGAAGCUGAAAAAGAAAUUUGAAUUCUUUUCAAAACUUAAAGCGGGCAAGAAAUCAAAACCUGCCAGCAGUGACCAGAAUGGAUCGCAUGCCGAAUUGCAAGAAUGUAAUGAAGUUCAUGAAACAAAUGAAGACACAAACAAAGAAGUAGCGGAGGCAAUUGAUGAUACAGAUAAUUUAGUUACAAUUACUGUUGAAUGUCAUGAAGACAUUAAUGCAGAGGGAAAGGAUAGGAAGUCAGCAUGUUCGUUUGAAAGACUCUCUGUUGACAGAUUAUCCAGCGCAUCCAUUGGAGUCCGAGAUCGUUCACGUGCCAGCAUGAUCUCACUGAAGUCCAUGUCCAAUGUUUCCAUGCUGAGUUUUAAAAGAGAACCUAAAAUGCGUACAAUCUGGACACAAACAGAACCCGCAGAGGAUGCGACAGAGAAAAACACGGCUGCUGACAUAGAAAACGAGAUAACCGAAGAGGACAAGGACAGGAACCAGACUGAUGUAUCAUGUACUCCUGGCACGAAUGAUUUAACCCCCUGGUCAAGUGUUGAUUUUGGCAUUGAUGACAUUUUUCUAAGAGAACCUGUGGUCAAUGCAAAACUUGCUGCAAUUAGAGACCGCAUAGUAAACCGUUUGAAAUUCCCAAAUUUGGAGAACAGUGAUCCAGAAGUUGUUGUUGAUCUUCUUAGGUAUUCCAAACUGACAUUUCUAAUUGUUUUGAAUAGAAAAAUCUCAAAAGAGGACGGAUCAUUUAAUGAAGAGUUUAUCGCGUUCCGAGGUCUCGAUCUCUUACUAGAUCAAAUGGAGGUGGUAGCUUGUGCGGGAUUAACCACUUUAUUUGAUGUAACAAAGAUGAGCUUACUAUCAGAAUGCGCCACAUCGCUUGUCAACUCAGCAUCUGGAAAGGACUUCAUUAUAAACCAUUGGGAAUACGUUAUUUGCCUAAUCAGAGCACUGGAGACAAAACAUCUGAUGGUGAAGAUGCAAAUAUUUGAACUGCUGUCAGCAUUGUGUGUCUACUCCAAAGAUGGGUACUACCUUACGCUAGAUACUCUAGAAAGAUGCAGGUACUGGCAAAAAAUGCACUACCGGAUGAGUUUGUUGGUGCACGAAGUAAGAACGUCAGAAGUAGCCACAUAUAAAUAUACUAUCAUGGCCCUUAUCAAUGCAAUCAUUUUCGCAAAUGAAAACAUUAGAGAUAGAGUGAGGGUCAGAAACGAAUUUCUGGAUCUAAACUUGCUGGAUACGAUUGGAAAUCUGAGAAGCGAGGAUGAUGAUGACCUAUUGGUUCAGUGUGAUGUAUUUGAAGAUGAAUAUCACGCAGAUACUGAUGCACUUAUGGAGACCAAAGCUGUUGAUCUAAAUGAUCUACAAUCGGUGUUCUCAGCUGUUUAUAACAAGGUACAAGGGACGCCAUUGGACACUACAUUGCUCAAAAUUCUACAAUCCUUACUCAACGAUGGUACGCAAACUACACAAAGUGAAAACAUGUUGAAGUUGUUAGAAAAAUUGACACAACAAGAACUUGGAAAUGAUACUACAAUUGAUCCAGAAAAGAGUCUACGAAAGGACGAAGAACAAGCAAAAGAAAUGACAGACGUGGCAAUCCAGACAGAAUUCACAUCUCACACACAAUCAACACCAUCAGAUAUUGUAGAGUCGCCUGCAUCAUUAGUUCCUGAUGCACCACAUCCGCCUAAACCCCCACCACCCCCACCACUGCCUCAAACCGCUGCUUCUGGAACUGAAGCGUCACAUAUUCCACAACCACCACCGCCACCAUCAAUUCCCGGCGCCCCGCCACCGCAACCGCCUCCACCUGGUGUUCCACCACCACCACCACCACCUGGCGGUCCACCACCUGCACCUAAACUACCUGGCUGCCCACCACCACCACCACCACCACCUGGAGCUCCUCCACCACCAGGAGCACCUCCUCCACCCGGUGCUCCUUCGUUUGGAAUAUCUGUUCCACAGAAUGCUGAACCAGCACCAAAACCGAUCGACACACCAACACCUUUUAAGAAAAUGAGAACCCUGACAUGGAACAAAAUCCCAGCAUAUGCGUUUAAAAAGGAAAGCAUCUGGAACCAGGUUUUGAAUAUGAAAGAUUCCAUUGACUUAGAUUACAAAAAGGUAGAGGAGAUGUUCUCCCAGAAAGAAGUAGCUGCUCCAAAAGCUGUUCUGUCUGCAGAGGACAAUAAAGUUAAAAAUAGAAACUCUUCUGCUCAUAAUGCGGAGGUGACACUGCUGGAUCCGAAGAAAAGCAUGAACUUGAACAUAUUCCUGAAACAGUUCCGUAAACCAAACGAUGUGAUAAUAAAGCAAAUAAAAGACGGUGAUUCUAAAGAACUUGGUGUAGAGAAACUAAAGGGACUGAUGAAGCUUCUACCGCAACAAGAGGAGAUUGAGAUGAUUCAAGGGUACGAAGGCGAGAUAGACAGGCUUGGAAAAGCUGAAACAUUCUAUUACCAGUUGACAAAAUUACCAGACUUUAAGCUAAGAAUUGAAAUGAUGUUGCUUAUAGCAGAUUUUAAAUCGCAGAUUAGUACAAUACGUCCAAAUAUUCAAGUUUUAACAUCAGUUUGCAGAAACUUCAUGGACAAUGAAUCGCUCAAAGUGUUUCUGAGAUUUGUGCUUCAUGCAGGAAACUUCAUAAAUAAGGGUAGCAGUGCUGGUGGAGCAAUAGGGUUUCGUAUAGGUUCUCUCAACAAGCUACUGAUGACAAAGUCAAAUACGGCGAAGAUGACUUUGCUGCAUUACCUGGUAGAAGAGGCUCAGCAGAAAAAUAAAGACUCUCUAAAAUUCGCUGAAGAUCUCCUAGAACCACUGCAAAAGGCAUCGAGGUUCAGCUUAGAUGGAAUCAUAAUGGAAUUCACAAGCUUACAAGGCAACGUAAGCCGCCUGAAGGGUUCGCUGGAACAUGCCGAUGAGGAAGUAAAGACGCAAUUUUCGGGAUUUAUUUUGGAAGCAGAAAAUGAUAUUACGGAUACAGAAAAAGCAAUAGAUGAAGUAAAAGAACUAUGUAAUAAACUGGCAGUGCAUUAUUGCGAAAAUGAAAAGUCUUUCAAAGUAGAUGAGUUUAUAGAGUCAUUUAAGGAUUUCUGUGAGAAUGUUAAGACGUGUGAACAUGAUCUUGAAACGUGGAGAGUGAAUGCUGAGAAGGCAGAACAGAGACGCAAAACACAGGCCGAUAUGUCAAUGAAGCGGAAAGGUAAGACAAGCAUACACGUUGGGUCAGACAACAAGAAAAGUUUUGAUAACAUAGUAAAUGACAUAAGAAAGGGUAAGGUGUUGAGGCGUCUCUCUAAUAAGAAAAAGGACGAUGCACAAUGAAGCUUAUCCAAGAAGAAAAAGAACGAUGGACAAUGAAGUCUCUGUGUCUUGAAACCUUGACAAUUUGCUGAAAUAUUUCUUUUAAAUUGCAAACCUUAUCUCGUAUUAAGGCAGCUUCGCACAAUUGAUAAACCAGAAAAAGUGGUUUAACGUCAUUUAUCCGGAAUACUUAGAACUUUGCCCGAUUGUAUAAAUAUUGUCGGUUAUCACUUAAAGGUCCAUUACUAAGGGAAAGUGAGUUGGCAAUUUUUUUCAUAGCCAGUGCAUAGACUUCUGCAAGACACUAAAUAAUGAAGAUUGGCAGGUCAAAAUUUACAGAAGGUCUUUGGAACUCAAAGAAAUGUAUGUGUAUUAUGUUGAAUUUCAAUGAAUCGACAGAAUGACCCCCCAGGUCUUUUUAACUUUCUUCUACUUCAAUC